Akanthomyces muscarius is the source of this 234-nucleotide messenger RNA. RefSeq lists its product as uncharacterized. Lineage: Eukaryota; Fungi; Ascomycota; Sordariomycetes; Hypocreales; Cordycipitaceae. The record is from RefSeq and is a predicted model, not a curated record. The coding region runs from base 1 to 234 and encodes 77 amino acids. The transcript is spliced from 2 exons.
AUGCCUCGGCAGGCCCCCGGGAGUGGGCAGCAGCGCGAUUCUGGUCUUGGCUCAUGCGGGAUGUGCGAGAAUCGUCAUGGCAUUGUUCUGUGGUCUUUGACCUCGCCGGGCAAGACAAUUGCCAUGGAGAGUUGCGUCGCGGUCGUGUCUUGCCUAGAGACCGUCAAACCGCCGUGUAAUGGCCUUGGCACUAUUGGUCAGGCUGUGUCAGGGCAGAAUUGCCUGACUCGGUGA